CUCAGACAACAGCACUUGCGGACCAGCAUCCCAGUCGAUAGCAUCGAGAUCCACAGUUCCCGGAGAUCACCAGCACCAGAGCCCACCACAUCCGUCCAAGCAGCAUGUCGCACUUCGCCGUUGUCGCCGCCCUCCUCGCCUGCCUCGCCGUCAUCCUCGCAGGCCAAGGAGCCCAGGCGGCUGUCGCUCGGGUAAAACUGGCCAAUCCCGACCAUCCCGGCAAGUGUGUGCUGGACUCCAACACCAUCAUGUCGCCCGGACAGGUCGGCAAGGCGCCCAACCUGCCCUGCGCCAGGGCCGAGUGCCACCCGGACAGCCAUGUGACCAUCCAGACCUGCGCCGCCGUCGCUCCGCCCAAGGGCUGCAAGCAGCGCGACUUCGUGAACGUCAACCGCGAGUUCCCCGCCUGCUGCGAGCGAUCCUACGACUGCUCCAAGCACAUCUAGGGCUAUCGGUCGCCGACUCGAUAACCUCUCCUCCGCCUUUCUUCGUUUUUUUUUUGUCUGUUUUAUUUAUUGUGUAUACUACAACAUAACAAUUAAAAUGUAAACGCUUA
This is a messenger RNA of Drosophila biarmipes, 556 nucleotides long. RefSeq lists its product as uncharacterized. The transcript has 2 exons. Lineage: Eukaryota; Metazoa; Arthropoda; Insecta; Diptera; Drosophilidae. The record is from RefSeq and is a predicted model, not a curated record. The coding region runs from base 105 to 446 and encodes 113 amino acids.